Molecule: messenger RNA, 2547 nt
Organism: Symbiodinium natans
Lineage: Eukaryota; Dinophyceae; Suessiales; Symbiodiniaceae
Source: the annotation of a GenBank genome assembly
AUGUGUGCAGAACUGCACUUUGAGCAGGCGGUGCUGAAACAUGCGCUCUCCAAGCACGUCCACCACUUUGAUUGCCGGGAUGGCAUGCGCUCACGUGCUAGGCCAGGCAGGCCAUGCCGGGUCAAAGCCCCGAGGUCGGCGCGCGAAGUCUAUGGACGGCCCCUGGCAGAGGUCGCUCAGGAUAUCUAUGCAGAUCUGGCACCGCCCGCGCCGCCCGCAUCCAGACCACCCCGAAGGUUCUGGCCAGCACUCCUGGACUUGAGACGCCCCAGCAUUCCGGCACCACGGUUGUGCCCACGGUGGGCGCGAAACUACCAGCACUUCAUGGAGAAGCAGAUCCUCCUAGACUCGGACAUCUCGGACAAUGCCAAUGCAGAGAACAUGGAGAAGGGCCCGAAGAGUGACACGUCAUCGGAAGAUGAUGAUGAAAAGUCUCCGAGGCUUGGGGAGAGACAUGAGAGGUCUCAGAGCCCUCAGAGCCCCCAGAGCCCUCGUCCGAUUCGCACCUUCAAGGGGCGGGAUCCUCAGGAAGAGGCCUGGAAGAGGUGGCAGUUUCUGCAGCACAUGCCCAACUACUUGGCCUGGAUGGUCGAACAGAAGGAGUACCGGGAAUUGGUCAGUAAAGGGCACCAGUCCCAGCUCAGUAGUGCUCGGCGUCAGGUCAUGGCAUCUGACCUGGCUGUGCUACUGCGUGUUCUCCCAAUGUUCAGCGAUGGUGACAACGACGGCGGCGAUGACAGGGACGUUGCAGAGGAGCUGGCUCUCGUGCUCAGCAGCACAGGCCGAAGAAGCAGACCCACACGCGCACAACCGCCCACGGUACAGAGGCGGGCAAGCAAGUUGUCGUCACUGCCAACCGCCACUACGGCGAUGGAGUCACUAGCUACUCGAAGAGCAAGUGUGGAGAACAUGGCUGACAGUAUUGUAGAGGCAAUACGUGUGGCGAGCGGCAAGGCCAAAGCGGCCCGGCCUCCGAGCAAAGGUCGAAGCAUUCCCAGCUCGAAGAGGAGGCAGUCGCAGAGCCAAGAGCGCUCGCGAACCGCUGGACACCUUCAGUCGCAGUCCGGGCAGUCCGGGUUGCAAUCCCGCAGAAACAGCUCUGCACUCGGCUCGGAAGCCGAUGAGCACCAAGAUUCUCCGGCAUCCUUGGAGACGGUCUCAUUGGAGAGCUUGCUUGACGCGUUGCCUUCUGCGACCAAAGUGCGCUGGGGUGAUAUCCUCAAGGUCACGGAUGCAGAUCUGCACAGCAGCAAGCACCGCUUUAUCAUGAGAAUUGCACAUGCGCUGCGGCAGAAGCCACAAUGGUUCAUCGUCCACGAGUCGAUCGGCUCUGGUGAGAUGUCGGCAGAGCUUGUGGAGCCACAGCCGCUGGACUCCCCACUGCCACCUUCUGCAGAGGACGUCCCGCAACGGUGCCACUGUUGGCUUGGAUCGCUGAUGGUUCUGCAUCGCCUCGAAGAGGUCGCGGAGGUGCUCUCCGAGUCUUGGCAGUUUCAGGUCUCCUUGGAGCGCCUGGAGCGCGUUGCGGCCUCUGUGGAGCGAGCAGAGAGCCUCGUGCUCUGUGGUGGCUUCGCCCUGACCUUGGACGUGUGCCGGGCUCGGGCCACGGACCUCCUGUCGCCCCUGCGGCCCCUGCCGGGCUCCGAGGCGCUCUCACCGGCCUGGCUGAAGCGUGUCUUCGAGACCAGAGACGAGGAGGACAAUCCCCACGAGCUUGGUGACGAUCUGCGGCUCCUGGCGCAGUGCCUGGCGCACCAGGCAGCCGGAGAUGGCUUUGAACAGGACAUUGACAGCCCCGCGCGCGAGUUCAGUGAGGAUGCGUGGAGGCACUUCUGCAGGACCUAUCUUGGUGAGCAUGCGGACGAUCAGGAUGCAUCCGCUUUCGCCGAAGCCACCGAUCAUCUGCUUCCCGAGACCUCUCGCAGGCAUGGUGAGGUGCUCUACAGACCCAUGCUGGGAGCGUUGAUGCUGGAGUUGCUGCUUCAAAGGGAGGUGGCCCAUCGUGUGCGCUCCAGCACUGAGAAGGUGGAAAACUCGGAUCUGCACUGGAGGGUCGAGAUCAUCGACUCCAGCAUGAAGGACUACCUGCCGGAGCUCAUGUGGCAGGUGAUGGGCUGGAAUACACCGGCCGGACGCAGAGUGCUGCGAAGGUUCAGCUUUGCGUUCUUCCAGCUCACUGCAGAGACCAAGAACGAGAUGUCGCGCAAGGGCUUCCUCCGACUCUGCCACGACGCAGGCUGGGAUGCUCAGUUCCGGAGCCGAUCCGCCAGCGAUGCCUUCUUUGGGAGCAUCUUUGAGGAUGCGGUCAUUGCCAACACUGCAGACUUGCUCAACUUCCAUCAGAUUCUCAAGAUGUUGGCUGAGCUGGUUGUUCUUCCUGACAGAGGCUGCUGUGGAAUUUUCGCAGCGUUGCAAUGUGUCGCAGACGACCUGACGGAAGUAGUCCGAGCACAAGAGCAAUCAGCAUUGAGCGCAAGCAACCGUGCAAGCACCGCAGCUGCCAAAGGGGCUCAGGCUCGCGAGCGGAGGUUGUUGGUAACGAGAUAG